Messenger RNA from Caenorhabditis elegans, 1462 nucleotides. RefSeq names its product Beta-1,4-N-acetylgalactosaminyltransferase bre-4 (gene bre-4). The record is from RefSeq and is marked reviewed. The transcript has 7 exons. Gene Ontology annotation, molecular function: glycosyltransferase activity; N-acetyl-beta-glucosaminyl-derivative 4-beta-N-acetylgalactosaminyltransferase activity. Lineage: Eukaryota; Metazoa; Nematoda; Chromadorea; Rhabditida; Rhabditidae. Gene Ontology annotation, biological process: carbohydrate metabolic process; carbohydrate derivative biosynthetic process. Bases 99 to 1250 code for a protein of 383 amino acids. Gene Ontology annotation, cellular component: membrane.
CGAGUUUUUCAGGCUUUUCCCCCCACCCACUCGGAUUUCCAAUUACUGCAGUAUUCCGGACAGAUCGAAUGAAGGUUCUCCACGUGCUCUCAUGAUCGAUGGCUUUUCGUCAUUUGGCAGUCGCCAGACUCAAGUCGUUGCUCGUACUUUGUGCCGUUCUUCUAUUAGUUCAUGCAAUGAUUUAUAAGAUUCCAUCGCUUUACGAGAACCUUACUAUCGGCUCCUCGACCCUUAUUGCCGACGUCGACGCAAUGGAGGCAGUGCUCGGGAAUACGGCUUCCACUUCGGAUGAUCUACUUGAUACGUGGAAUUCCACGUUUUCACCGAUUUCUGAAGUUAAUCAGACUAGUUUUAUGGAGGACAUUCGUCCAAUCCUGUUCCCCGACAACCAGACUCUUCAAUUCUGUAAUCAGACACCUCCCCACCUCGUCGGACCCAUCCGUGUAUUCCUCGAUGAGCCCGACUUCAAAACUCUCGAGAAAAUCUAUCCGGACACGCACGCCGGUGGACAUGGAAUGCCUAAGGAUUGUGUUGCAAGGCAUCGUGUUGCUAUUAUUGUGCCCUAUAGAGAUCGUGAAGCACAUUUGAGAAUAAUGCUCCACAAUUUGCACUCGUUGCUCGCCAAACAACAAUUGGACUAUGCAAUUUUCAUUGUGGAGCAAGUGGCGAAUCAGACGUUUAAUCGCGGGAAACUAAUGAACGUUGGAUACGACGUAGCAUCACGCCUCUACCCAUGGCAGUGCUUCAUCUUUCAUGAUGUCGAUUUACUGCCCGAAGAUGACCGUAACCUGUACACGUGUCCAAUUCAACCACGUCAUAUGAGUGUAGCGAUCGAUAAAUUCAAUUAUAAACUUCCAUAUUCGGCGAUCUUCGGCGGAAUCAGUGCACUAACAAAAGAUCACCUGAAGAAAAUCAAUGGAUUUUCGAAUGAUUUUUGGGGUUGGGGCGGAGAGGACGACGAUUUGGCGACGAGAACAUCGAUGGCUGGACUGAAAGUUUCAAGAUAUCCGACACAAAUUGCACGAUAUAAAAUGAUUAAGCACUCGACGGAAGCGACGAAUCCAGUUAAUAAAUGCCGCUACAAAAUAAUGGGCCAAACGAAGCGCCGAUGGACACGUGACGGCCUAAGCAAUCUGAAGUAUAAGCUCGUAAAUCUGGAAUUGAAGCCUCUCUACACUCGAGCCGUCGUCGAUUUGCUCGAAAAAGACUGCCGCCGGGAGCUGCGAAGGGACUUUCCAACGUGUUUUUAGGCCCUUUUAGGCUUUUAGGCCCAAUUUAUUCAGUUUUUAGCCAUCAUAAUCAUCUCAAAUUUCUCCAAAUUCUUCUUGCCGGGUUGUCAUUUGUUUUUGCUUCUUCUAAUGCUUUUUCCUCUUUUUUUCCAAUUUUUUGUGUCCAAAAAUUUGAAUUCUUCGGGUUAUUCCAACAACAACAAAAAAAAAAAAAAUUUAUUUAAUUAAUUAUG